ACAAAAAUGGCGUCCGUAAAAUUAUUUUUGGAUAUUACAUCAAUCUCUUUUAUACUUUUACUGAGUCUUAGACAACAGAAAACCGAAGCAGACAGACGUGAUUCUUCGAACGUUCUGUCUUUAUUGACCAAGAAGUUCCAUCAUCAUAAGCAACCCGUUAUUGUCAUACUUGGUAAUGAUGCUGUACUCAAAACUGACCGAAGUCAUGUGAACAAAGCUUUAUCACCGGAAGAUAGUGAUGGGAGCGGAACUGUUCAUCAGUUACAUCAUUUGUUGGGACAUGAUCAGAAUAAAGUGAAACAACACAAAAAGAGUACAACGAAACCGUUUCAUCGAGAUGAGGAAAAGAGACAGCGGUUCAAAGUUCAGAGGGAGAAAAAAGAGAAGGUAUCGCAAAAAGAAGACAGAGAUGACUUACGGUCACCCAUCGUGAAAAAACUGCUGAGAAUCUCAAAUAGUCUACGAUGCGAAGCAAAAGACGAAUGCGAAGAUAAAUGCAGUAACAAAUUCUUGGGGAAACUGAAAAUUAAAUGUAAAGUGAAGUGCAAUUACAAAUACGACUGUGAAUCAGAAGAAAAAGAAGAAGAAAAGGAAGAAAAGGAUCCGUGUGAUGACAGCAAUGGCUCUUGCAACUCUGAGGAGACAGGGAUAAGCACAAAAGGUGUAACUUGGGUCACCUGGGUUACUAAAAAGCCGAAGUGUAUUGGUAUGAUCGGUUCCGGUCCUACCACUUUCAGUGAUGUAAUGAAGAUAAACUCUAUGAAGGCCUUCAGUCCAACACCGGGACUGGACUGGACUGGACUGGAUGAUGACAUCUCCUCCAUGUGCAACCUUGAAUUUGAGCUUAACAAGUAUCUAGAAAAAGAAGGGAGCACGGCAUAUAAUGUAUAUCCAGGGGUUGAGAUGAUUGACUAUGACUUCACUGCCGAGAGGCAGAACUUAUAUUCAACAAAACUAAAAAUUUUGCAGGGCAUCAACAAAAUCCUGGGCACCACGCCGUCUGACAUCGAUAAGUAUUCGCGUAUCGUAUUCCCGGUCUGCUUCGUUUGCUUCAAUCUUAUGUACUGGAUCAUAUACCUCCACGUAUCAGAUGUGGUUGCAGACGACCUGGUACUACUUGGCGAGGAAAAUUAA
Pararge aegeria (speckled wood butterfly) is the source of this 1134-nucleotide messenger RNA. RefSeq lists its product as uncharacterized. Gene Ontology annotation, cellular component: membrane. Lineage: Eukaryota; Metazoa; Arthropoda; Insecta; Lepidoptera; Nymphalidae. The coding region runs from base 7 to 1134 and encodes 375 amino acids. The transcript is spliced from 7 exons. Gene Ontology annotation, biological process: monoatomic ion transport. The record is from RefSeq and is a predicted model, not a curated record.